Molecule: messenger RNA, 2110 nt
Organism: Charadrius vociferus (killdeer)
Lineage: Eukaryota; Metazoa; Chordata; Aves; Charadriiformes; Charadriidae
Gene: OSBPL10
Product: oxysterol binding protein-like 10
Exons: 12
Coding region: 1-2046 (681 amino acids)
Cellular component (GO): intracellular membrane-bounded organelle; cytosol; membrane
Molecular function (GO): cholesterol binding
Source: RefSeq, a predicted model, not a curated record
AUGGGUAAAUGUGCGCUCUGUGAGCAAGACCAGUACUUUGUACUGGACUUUGAGACGGGAAUUCUGCAGUAUUUCGUGAAUGAACAAAGUAAAAACCAGAAGCCACGGGGAACCUUGUCAUUAGCUGGAGCUAUAAUAUCGCCCAGUGAUGAAGUGCCACACAUGUUGGUGGUCUACUCUGCUAAUGGAGAGAUGUAUAAGUUGAGAGCUGCUGAUGCAAAGGAGAAACAAUACUGGAUAACUCAGCUUCGAUCCUGUGCCAAACAUCACAAGGAAGGUAAUUCUAAGAGCAUUUCAUCCUCACGAAGUAGAAGCUCAUCUCUGCUGCCGCCUGGGACAGUUAAUUCUGCAUCUCCUAGUGGCCAGAAACAUAUGAAUCAAAGUGGGCCAACUGUUGUAACCAUCACACAUCACAAAUCACCUGCAGCUGCUCGAAGAGCAAAGAGCCAGCGUUCUGGUCAACUCCAUGAAGUCAGAGAGAUGAUGAGCCAAGUUGAGGGACAACAGAAGAAUCUUGUACAAGCCAUUGAAGCUCUCCCAAGUUCUGGGCCUCUUUCUGCCUUGGAUCAGGACUUGCUGCUUUUAAAAGCUACCUCUGCUGCCACCCUGAGCUGCCUUGGAGAAUGCCUGACUCUGUUACAGCAAAGCAUGCAUCAAGUGGGCCAGCAUCAUAACAGGACACUGUCAUCAGAAGGUAUCCUGGGAUGGCCUGGGCCCAAGUCACACUCCACAGAGCAACUGAAAAACGGUGCCCUCAGCUCUUUAUCAUCUGCUAGUGCCAACAUUACAUGGGCAAUAGUACCAUCUGCAGCCCAGGAUGGACAGGCACUACAACCAAAUACAGAGCAUUCAGCUUCUGAGUUGAUCUUAGUUGAAGAUGAAAUGACAGAUACUGAAGAUAAUGAAGAGGAGGAUUUAGGAGUCAUGGAUGAUCAACGUAGCGUAAUUCUCCAUCUCAUCUCUCAACUCAAACUUGGCAUGGACCUUACCAGGGUAGUGCUUCCAACAUUUAUUUUGGAGAAAAGAUCCCUGCUGGAGAUGUAUGCAAAUUUCAUGGCCCAUCCAGACCUGUUUUUGUCAAUUGCAGCUGGAGCCACCCCCGAGGAAAGAAUUAUCUGCUUUGUGGAGUAUUAUCUAACAGCUUUUCAUGAAGGCCGAAAGGGAGCGGUUGCCAAGAAGCCCUAUAACCCUAUAAUUGGUGAAACGUUUCAUUGCUCGUGGGAUGUGCCUAAAGAUAAAGUGAAAGCAUUCAGAACUAAUGGUGCCUCCACGGUUUCUAAGGACCCGACCAAGGAUUUUGGCCAGGACCGGUCUGCGUGCUACAAGCUGAGGUUUGUAGCUGAACAAGUGUCCCAUCAUCCACCGGUAUCUUGCUUUUACUGUGAGUGCAAAGAGAAGAAAAUGUGCGUCAACGCUCACGUAUGGACCAAAAGCAAGUUUAUGGGCAUGUCGAUAGGCGUUUCUAUGGUAGGUGAAGGUGUUCUUUACUUGAUGGAACAUGAAGAAGAGUAUGUUUUCACCCUGCCUAGUGCCUAUGCUCGCUCGAUACUUACCAUCCCAUGGGUGGAGCUUGGAGGGAAAGUCAACAUCAAUUGUGCCAGAACGGGCUAUUCUGCCACGGUCACGUUCCACACCAAGCCAUUUUAUGGAGGGAAGGUCCACAGGGUUACAGCCGAAGUGAAACACAAUCCCACUAACACCAUUGUGUGCAAGGCACAGGGAGAAUGGAACGGUACGCUGGAAUUCACUUACAGCAACGGAGAAACCAAAGUGAUCGACACUAACAAACUGCCUGUUAUCAGGAAAAAGAUUAGGCCGAUAGCAAAGCAAGGCCCGCUGGAAUCAAGGCACCUUUGGCAACACGUCACCAAUUCUCUGAAAGAAGGUAAUAUUGAUGCAGCAACGGAGCACAAGCACCGCCUUGAAGAGAGACAACGAGCAGAGGAGAGGCAACGUCUGGCUCUUACAACGCCCUGGAAACCAAAAUAUUUUGCCAAAGAGGGUGAUGGUUGGCUAUACUUGAAUCCUCUCUGGAAGACCCAUUGACGGGAUAGAGCAGUUGCCUCGUAACUUUACCUUGAAGGCAUUAAAAUGAUACAGUAUAUAACUU